This is a messenger RNA of Purpureocillium lilacinum, 372 nucleotides long. Lineage: Eukaryota; Fungi; Ascomycota; Sordariomycetes; Hypocreales; Ophiocordycipitaceae. The record is from RefSeq and is a predicted model, not a curated record.
AUGCUCAACAAGAGACUGUGCCUCGAAUCCAUCAUGAGAUGGACGACACCGCAUGAUCAACAAUGCUUCCCAAAUGCCGGCCAGUCUGCAGGUCUGCAGGCUUGCAGUCAACAGUCUUCACCAACCGCGGGUCGGUGUGGGCGCAGCUUGGUCACUGGCACCAGGGGGGGUGAGAGAUCACCGCUCGCAAACCGGCCCUCAUUCGUCCUCUCCGCCCAGGUUGGGGCGUGGUGGCCCGGCCUCGUCUUUCCCGCCGCUGCACCGCCGCGGCUGAAAGCUCAGUCGGCCGGAGGAGACAGCGCAGGGCCCUGGGCCACGGAUACGACCAACGGGAACGGGGCGCGGGCAAGCAGGACAUGCCGGCGUAAUUGA